CAAUGCUCAGGUUAUUUAGAGCCAGUCUGAAUUUACUAAAUUAGGUAAAAGGGUAAAAGAGCCUGAGAGUUUGGUUUUAGACUUGUGAACUCUAACCAACCUCACUACAACAUGAAGAUCUUCCUGCUGAUUCUCCUGCUGUUGUCGGCUUUGUCAGAUAUAUUGUGCCAGAACUUCAGUCCUGAUGAGGAUAACUGGAUAAAUAACAGAUAUCCAAAUGAGGUAAAUGUGCUAGAGUCUGACCUACAGACGAUGUUGGAAAGGGUCAGCCGAGCACCUGGACUACAACAGGUUUUCGGUCUAAUGGGGAAAAGAUCAUCAGCAAAAUCACAGAUAACUCGGAGACGGCAAAAAUUCCAGACUUUUGUGGGUCUAAUGGGAAAACGGAAUGUGGCUAAACCAGGAUCCUUCUAGAAAAAGGCAAGCGCUGUUGAUGAAGCUUUUUACAGUGACUUUUUUAUUAUCAGUUUCUCAGGCUAAAACUGAUAAUAUCAUGUUAUGAAAUAAACAAUGAAUAAAAACAAG
Labeo rohita (rohu) is the source of this 525-nucleotide messenger RNA. Its product is annotated as protachykinin. The record is from RefSeq and is a predicted model, not a curated record. Lineage: Eukaryota; Metazoa; Chordata; Actinopteri; Cypriniformes; Cyprinidae. Bases 112 to 414 code for a protein of 100 amino acids. The transcript has 5 exons. Gene Ontology annotation, biological process: tachykinin receptor signaling pathway.